Messenger RNA from Eimeria mitis, 2052 nucleotides. RefSeq lists its product as uncharacterized. The transcript has 4 exons. The coding region runs from base 1 to 2052 and encodes 683 amino acids. The record is from RefSeq and is a predicted model, not a curated record. Lineage: Eukaryota; Apicomplexa; Conoidasida; Eucoccidiorida; Eimeriidae.
AUGAAAGGACGCGCGAGAAAGAAGCCGCAGCAGUUUGCUGCUCCUGCUGCUGCUGCUGCUGCUGCUGCUGCUGGUGAUGUUCUUGGUGCUGCUGCUGCUCCUGGUGCUGCUCUUGGCGCUGCUCUUCCUCCUCCUGCUGCUGCUGCUGCUGCUGCUGCUGCUGUUGCUAAACAUCUAACUGCUGAAAUGCAUCCUUUGGUCUUUGCUGCAGCUGCUGCAGCAGCAGCAGCAGCUGCUGCUGCUGGCGCUGCUGCUGCUGGCGCUGCUGCUGCAGUUUGUGCAGCAAAAGCAGAAGCAGCAGCAGCAGGACCACCAAAGCACAAACUGCUCCUGUUCAAACCAGCAGCAAACCGCACGGGACCAGCAGCAGCAGCAGGAGCUGCUGCUGCUGCUGCUGCUGCAGCAGAAGAACGAGCUGCUGCUCCUAAGCCGUUCAUCCCUCUCAGCAGCUUCCGGGGCCCCUGGGGCCCCCAAUGCACCCCAGGGGCCCCCACAGCCGCCCCCAGUACCAUAGGGGCCCCCUGGGGGCCCCCCUAUACAGUGGGGGCCCCCGGGGGGCCCGCCGUGCCCUUGGGGGGCCCCUGGGGUCCCUCUGUAUCGUUGGGGGCCCCUGGGGCCCCUCUGUACCCAGGGGGACCCCCGGGGGCCCCUCUGUACCCAGGGGGGCCCCGAGGGCCCCCUAGGCGGGCGGUGCAGCAGCGGGGGGCCCCCACACCCUUUGGGGGGCCCCUGAGUGGAAGGGGUGUGGCUGUUGAGGAGCAGACGGGCUCUAUCUUAGCCUCUGCAGUCUGCGGAGCGGAGAAGGGGAGAGUGCAGCAGCAGCUGCUGCAGCAGGAGCAGCAGCAGCAGCAGCAGCAGCAGCAAGAGCAGCAGCAGGAGAGCCAGCAACAGCAAAAGUGUGCCCAGGAUGCUGCGAGCUCCAGCCACAGCGGCAGCAGAAGAAUUCGAAGACAGCCUACUGCAGCAGCAGCAGCAGCAGCAGCAGCAGGAGCAGCAGCAGCGCUGCAGCAGCAUCGGUGCUUGCAGCAGCAGGAGCAGCAGCAGCAUCAGCAACAGCUGCUGCUGCUGCUGCUGCGCGUAAAAGAGCGGCAGCAGCAGCUGCUGCAGCAGCUCCUCGCAGGUCUAAAGCAGCAGCUGAGUCUGGCACGUCGAUUGGAGCUGCUGCAGCAGCUUCCUGCUGCGCUGCUGCAGCAGGUGCAGCAGCAGCUGCAGCAGGACCCUUUGCUGCUGAAGGUGCUGCAGCGUCGUGGCUCUGACGAAUUUCUGGGGGAGAGGUUUGCGGUGUACGGACACCUGCUGCAGCAGGAGCAGCAGCAGCAGCAGCAGCAACAGCAGCAGCAGCAGCAGCAGCAGCAGCAGCAGCAAGUAGACUUUGUCUGGUAUAACAGACGGGGUUGCAUGCGCCUCUGCAUCCCGAGGGCCCCCGACCUGCUGCAGCAGCUGAUGGAGCACUUCACUGUGUGCUAUGUGCAGCAGCAGCAGCAGCAGCAGCAGCAGCAACAGCAGCAGCAGCAGCAGCAACAGCAGCAAUCGAGCCGGAAGCAACAGGGAAGAAACCGAUUGAAGCCGCAACAGCAGCGACAAAACAGCAGCAGCAGCUGCAGCAGCAGCAGCAGCCUGCACAAGGGGAGGCAGCAACAGAGAGCUGCUGCUGGAAACCACAGCAGCAGCAGCAGCAGCAGCAGCAGCAGGGGUUGCUGCUGUGGCUGUGGCUGCCAGAUUGCUGGUUGCCCCUUCCCUGAGCUGCACCGGGAGCAGCAGCAGCAGGCGAACCGCAGAGGCAGCUGCAGCAGCAGCAGCAGCAGCAGCAGCAGCAACAGCAGGAUGCAGCCCCUUGAGGAUCUCUGCUGCAGCAACUUCGAAAGUCUAGCAGCAGCAGCAGCAGCAGCAGCAGCAGCAGCAGCGGUAGCAGCAGCACGAGUACCUGCAGCAGCCCAUGCAGGUGGGAUACGCCACACCCAGCUGCGAGCAGCAAGACAGCAGCAGCAGCAGCAGCAGCAGCAGCAGCAGCAAAAUCUGCUACCAGCUGCAGCAGCACGAACAGAAGAUUAG